AUGUCACGCUCGUAUACGCAGCGUGAUAAGAGUCCCCACCUCCCUCUCUCCAUGUCACGCUCGUAUACGCAGCGUGAUAAGAGUCCCCACCUACCUCUCUCCAUGUCACGCUCGUAUACGCAGCGUGAUAAGAUCCCCCCCUCCCUCUCUCCAUGUCACGCUCGUAUACGCAGCGUGAUAAGAGUCCCCACCUACCUCUCUCCAUGUCACGCUCGUAUACGCAGCGUGAUAAGAGUCCCCACUCCCUCUCUCCAUGUCCGCUCGUAUACGCAGCGUGAUAAGAGUCCCCACCUCCUCUCUCCAUGUACGCUCGUAUACGCAGCGUGAUAAGAGUCCCCACCAUACCUCUCUCCAUGUUCACGCUCGUAUACGCAGCGUGAUAAGAGUCCCCACCUACCUCUCUCCAUGUCACGCUCGUAUACGCAGCGUGAUAAGAGUCCCCACCUCCCUCUCUCCAUGUCACGCUCGUAUACGCAGCGUGAUAAGAGUCCCCACCUACCUCUCUCCAUGUCACGCUCGUAUACGCAGCGUGAUAAGAGUCCCCACCUCCCUCUCUCCAUGUCACGCUCGUAUACGCAGCGUGAUAAGAGUCCCCAAGCACUCCUACUCUCUCCAUGUCACGCUCGUAUACGCAGCGUGAUAAGAGUCCCCACCUCCCUCUCUCCAUGUCACGCUCGUAUACGCAGCGUGAUAAGAGUCCCCACCUCCCUCUCUCCAUGUCACGCUCGUAUACGCAGCGUGAUAAGAGUCCCCACCUCCCUCUCUCCAUGUCACGCUCGUAUACGCAGCGUGAUAAGAGUCCCACAGACCUCCCUCUCUCCAUGUCACGCUCGUAUACGCAGCGUGAUAAGAGUCCCCACCUACCUCUCUCCAUGUCACGCUCGUAUACGCAGCGUGAUAAGAGUCCCCACCUCCCUCUCUCCAUGUCACGCUCGUAUACGCAGCGUGAUAAGAGUCCCCACAGCACCUACCUCUCUCCAUGUCACGCUCGUAUACGCAGCGUGAUAAGAGUCCCCACCUCCCUCUCUCCAUGUCACGCUCGUAUACGCAGCGUGAUAAGAGUCCCCAACUCCCUCUCUCCAUGUCACGCUCGUAUACGCAGCGUGAUAAGAGUCCCCACCUCCCUCUCUCCAUGUUACGCUCGUAUACGCAGCGUGAUAAGAGUCCCCACCUCCCUCUCUCCAUGUUACGCUCGUAUACGCAGCGUGAUAAGAGUCCCCACCUCCCUCUCUCCAUGUCACGCUCGUAUACGCAGCGUGAUAAGAGUCCCCACCUCACUCUCUCCAUGUCACGCUCGUAUACGCAGCGUGAUAAGAGUCCCCACACCUACCUCUCUCCAUGUCACGCUCGUAUACGCAGCGUGA
Messenger RNA from Coregonus sp. 'balchen', 1364 nucleotides. The record is from the annotation of a GenBank genome assembly. Lineage: Eukaryota; Metazoa; Chordata; Actinopteri; Salmoniformes; Salmonidae.